This is a messenger RNA of Drosophila eugracilis, 2443 nucleotides long. It is a transcript of the gene Klp59D, whose product is annotated as kinesin-like protein Klp59C. The record is from RefSeq and is a predicted model, not a curated record. The transcript has a single exon. Gene Ontology annotation, biological process: microtubule-based movement. Lineage: Eukaryota; Metazoa; Arthropoda; Insecta; Diptera; Drosophilidae. The coding region runs from base 159 to 2303 and encodes 714 amino acids. Gene Ontology annotation, molecular function: ATP binding; microtubule motor activity; microtubule binding.
CGGAGGCUACAUCGGCCGGAGAAAUUUUGUAUAAUCAAUCGUUUGUGGCCAGGAAAUUUCGUUAAGUUUUCUCAAGAAGAAGUCCUAAACCGGAAUAUUUUUAUAAACUUUAUACACACAUUCUUCGAAGUGCAGGCCUCAGCCGAAGCCACCGAAAUAUGGAUCGACUCAAGAUUGGAGAGCAGUUGUUUUUCCAGAGAAGUGACGGACGUAUCCAUCCGGCGACUUGCGUAGCCAAGCAUCCGGAACAGGAAUCCGUAACUUGCGAAUGGCACGAGGGCGCAGUGGUCAAGGGCAAAGAGGUGCCCCUUAGUGUUCUAAUGGGGAUUAAUCAUCAUUUAUUUGCAGAGGAUCAACCGAUUACAAAGGCCUCGAUGAUUCCGAGUCCCUCCGAUGGAUCAUUAAUUGCCAACCGCAGAUCCGGUGCCGGAAAUCCAUUUAUAGAGCGCAUGAAAGCCAUCAGUCAAGCCGCUGUGGGGAAGACUGACAUUCCUACGGCGGGAAAUCGUGAACAGGCUGGAUCAAGUACAUCUAGACUGUCAUGCAAAUCUAGUCUCCUCCAAGCUCGCAAGUCCCUAAUCGCCAGCACGAAUCAAAGCUGCUCCAAUGUCGUGAAAGAGGUGAAUCGCAUGAAGGAGGAAAGGGAGAAGAGAAGGGCUCGCCAAGUGGUGCAGCAGCAGGAAAAGGAUGCAUGUCGUCGCAAGGACCCCAAUAAUCCCAACUGGGAGGUGGCGAUGAUGCUGCGUCAGUAUCAAAAAACUUUGAAACUUGCUCCUCUGCGAUCUUUGGAUCCAAACUUAGGUGAUGUUCAGCAAAUAACAGUUUGUGUGCGAAAACGACCCUUGAGUCGGAAGGAAGAGAGCCAGAAGAACAUGGACAUCAUCACAGUUCCCACUCCCGAUACCUUGAUAGUCCAUGAGCAGCGAUUCAAGGUGGACCUCACCAAGUACUUGGAACACCACACCUUCCGUUUCGAUUACACCUUCGAUGAGAAGUGCUCAAAUACUCUGGUCUAUGACCAUACAGCUCGUCCGCUGAUCAGGACCAUGUUCGAGGGCGGUAAUGCCACUUGCUUUGCUUACGGACAAACUGGCAGCGGUAAGACCCACACUAUGGGCGGAGAGUUCUUCGGGAAGAUUCAAGAUUGCGGAACUGGCAUCUAUGCCAUGGCAGCGCGGGAUGUCUUCAACGAGAUUUCGCAUCCGGAUUACAAGGAAUUGGGGGUCGAGAUCAAGUGCAGCUUCUUUGAGAUAUACGGCACCAAGGUAUACGAUCUCCUUGUUCCGAAAAAAGCACUCCUACGUGUCCUGGAGGAUGGCAGACAGCAGGUUGUGGUGGUCGGUUUGACAGAGAUGCCGGUGACCAAAGUGGAGGACGUUCUCAGACUGAUUGAGCAGGGUAGCAAGGAGCGCAUUUCUGGGCAGACUUCAGCAAACGCCAAGUCAUCGCGUUCACAUGCUGUCUUCCAAAUAGCACUCCACAUGCCCGACACCUUCGGUCCCUAUGGCAAGUGCUCCUUUGUGGAUUUGGCGGGUAAUGAACGUGGAGCAGAUACUCAGUCCGCCGAUCGCCAAACUCGCAUCGAGGGAGCCGAGAUCAACAAAUCCCUACUGGCCCUCAAGGAGUGCAUUCGAGCGCUGAGCUUCCAGUCAAGUCACCUUCCCUUCCGUGGCUCCAAGCUAACCCAAGUGCUGAGGGACUCUUUCGUUGGUAGUAAGAAAAACAAGACCUGCAUGAUUGCCAUGAUAUCGCCAACCAUGAGCUGUGUGGAGAACACCCUCAACACUCUGCGGUAUGCAGAUAGGGUUAAGGAGCUAGUUGCCAAGGAGGGUGAUGUUGGACAGGCUGCAGGCGGGUUUGAAGACAAGUCAAUCGAUCUCAACAAUGAAUCCGAGCCAGAAAUGUUAGCCGGGGAUGAGCCAGAUGAGGAGGCACAAAAUAAUCAGAAUUCUAUAUCCUCUGCGGAAACCAGUUCAUAUGUUCCGGACAACUCAUUACUCGAACCAGACCUCAAUAAUCCGGAAUAUGUCCAAAGCUUAUUGGGCCCUGUGGAAGUCAAAGAAGUGAUUGAUCUACACGAAACGUUAGUAGAUUUCUUUGAGAACUUUUCGCGCAGUUUCCGGGAAAUAAAAACGGAAGAAGAAUUCCUGAGAUACCUCCCGACAUCAGAUAAUUUAUUGGAGGAAGCUUUCCACUUGGUGAACGACUUAAGGGGCCUCAUUGACCAUUUCAACACUCAGGAACCCAUUGGGAACAUAAUGAAAAGAAACGAGACUGAUGGUAUAGAUGAGGACGAUCCAUAGAUCUGAAUGUCCUAUCAUCCACUAAAGCUAAAGUAUCUGCAUUUAUUUUGUACCUCUCUGUAUCUUUUCAUUUGCGUUUUGGGGGACCCUCGAACGGUUCAAAUUGCAAUUCGAUAAACAAGCAGUUAAUGAAAAUUCAA